UCUAAUAACAAGAUGCUAAAUUCAUUUAACGUAGUCAUUAUAUUUUAUUUGGUUCUGCAACUAAAUUUCGGUGUCAAUGCCAAUGAUGAAGAAAUAGGAAAUGAUUGUAAACAACUCUUCGACAUUAUUUUUGUCAUCGACGGCUCCGACAGCAUUAACGCUGUCGACUUCGAAACACUACAAUUUGCCAUGGAGGGGUUGGUAGAUCGUCUAAACAUUGGAUACGACAACGGACGGAUGGGAAUGGUCGUCUACAGCACAGACAUAGCCCUGGAGGUCCCGCUAUCGUCGAAUAAAGACUACUUGAAAUUUCAAGCCAAAACGAUGCCUCACCCCCGGGAUGGAACAUACACACAACUUGGUAUAAAGAAAAUGAGGACACUAUUUAUGAAGAACACACGGCUAGAUGUUCCGAUGGUGGGUAUUGUUGUGACGGACGGUAUUUCUAUAGAUCCAGCAAGUACUGCUCGCGAGGCAGCUCUGGCCAAGGAGUACGGAAUAAACAUGUAUUCAGUGGGUGUUACUAACCUAACUGACAUUGUUGAACUGCAGGCCAUUGCAUCCAGGCCAACACAAGUUCUUACUGUUGAAUCUUUUGAUGUGUUGGCGAGCAACCUGGAAGCUGUUGUAAAGCUUGUUUGUCCAACAACAACAACUACAACGACAACAUCAACAACGACUACAACAACGACAACUACACCAACGACUACAACAACACCAACAACGACGACAACAACACCAACAACGACUACAACAACACCAACAACGACUACAACACCGACAACUACUACAACACCAACAACGACGACAACAACACCAACAACGACGACAACACCGACAACUACUACAACACCAACAACAACGACGACAACACCGACAACUACUACAACACCGACAACUACUACAACACCAACAACAACGACGACAACACCGACAACUACUACAACACCAACAACGACUACAACACCAACAACAACGACAACACCGACAACUACUACAACACCAACAACAACGACUACAACACCAACAACAACGACGACAACACCGACAACUACUACAACACCAACAACGACUACAACACCAACAACGACAACACCGACAACAACGACGACAACACCGACAACUACAACAACACCGACUACGACAAUGCAUACGACAACUACAACAACACCAAUGCCACACGUAACACCUGGACCCGAUCCACACAUUUGUAAUUUUUGUGAAAUGAAGGAAGGAGUCGGAUUUAAUCGCCAUCCAGAGGACUGUGAUAAAUAUGUGAAGUGUUACUUUGGUUACGAUGGUAAAGUUCGAGCGGUUUACAAACAGUGUCCAUUUGGAAUGUUUUGGGAUCAGGGAAGCACCAUGUGUAGAAUGGCGUGGGAAGUGUCUUGUCCAAAAGAUAAAUGUUCCAUACCGAGUAUGCUUUCAUACCCAUUUGGCAAUAUGGAGAAUUGCAAAGUCCACUGGAUAUGUAGUAAUGGUAAAUCAGUCCCAAUGUGCUGCUCAGAAGGGUACGGGUAUGUUCCUUUCAAAGGAUGCAUACCACAGCCCGGAUGUAAAGAUUCUUGUCUACUACAAGAGAAGCAAGGGUGCAACAAACGAAUGAUUUGGGACCAACUUGACAAGUAUGAAGAAUUUGUCUACGGGUAUGGAUGGGUGAAGAAAUGUUGUAGACCUGGUCACAUUUAUGAUAGCGAUAAUUGUAAAUGUCUACCACUGAAAAAUGAUGACAACCAAAGACUGGACGAAAAGAAAGACAAAGUAUGCAAAGCAGUCGUGCACAUACCAUUCGACAACAGUUGUUUGGAUACAUCUGGUAACAAUGUUUUCGUUGAGAACGACAACAUCCAACUUGUUGGAAAUGGUUUGGGUUACUUUGACGGAAAUGCAAAGUUAGUCAUCCCAAGAUUUCCCAAGAUGCAAUCAGCUUCUACGUUUGUGAUAAAGAUUCGUUAUUUAGACUUACCAAGUAAACACAUGCAGGGUCUUGUAAGCAACGGGGAUUGCAAAACAGAGCGACCAACCAUGUUUAUGAUCAAAGGUCAAGCAGGCGUGAACUUCAUGGCAGAGAGCGAGUCGAAUAAAUUUACAACUUUUCAUUUACCUGCCAAGCCGAUUUGCUGGAACGAAGCUUAUUUCAUCAACGACUUCGAUACUCUAGAGGGGUAUGUUAAUGGCAAGAGUUGCAAGAGGUGGACUUACGGAGCAAUUAAAAUGGCGCAUGGGGGACUUAAUAUAGGAGCUGUUCAUGGGUUUCAAAAUUUCUACGGAUUUAUGGACUAUGUCACAAUUUACUACUGUCAGGAAGAGAAGAAGUACAGAUGAAACCCAUAUUAACGAAAUCCACAAGCAAAACUGUGAUACCAACAUUAAUCCAUGAUACUAUAAUGUAAUGUCUACAUAGCCAUUAUGUGGCCGUUAUUUUAUUAAUGUUAAUUUAUUUUAUACAUAUUUCUUUAAUGUUGAUUUAAUUUUGAAUUGAACAUUAUAUAUACAAAAGGAAGUGCAAAGAUCAGGGUUUUCAAACCAAAGGUUGAUCUGAUUGUUAAAAAUAUUUCAGGUGAAAUAAUCAUGAUAUGUAACAGUUUUUGGUCACAUUAUAAAUGCUAAUACCAAGGUGACAACAUUGGUUACCAUUUGUCUUCGUUCUUUAUGUUUCUGUAAUGUCCUGUUCAUUGCCUGUUACAAAUUAUUUCUCCGAAAAAUGUUCAACACUAUCCAAUUUGAUCGAUGUAUGAUCUUGAUUUCUUUAAUUAAAACAUGUCAUACUC
This is a messenger RNA of Ostrea edulis (European flat oyster), 2771 nucleotides long. RefSeq lists its product as uncharacterized. Gene Ontology annotation, cellular component: extracellular region. The record is from RefSeq and is a predicted model, not a curated record. Gene Ontology annotation, molecular function: chitin binding. The transcript is spliced from 6 exons. Bases 13 to 2325 code for a protein of 770 amino acids. NCBI's taxonomy places the organism in Eukaryota, Metazoa, Mollusca, Bivalvia, Ostreida, Ostreidae.